Molecule: messenger RNA, 2770 nt
Organism: Dendrobium catenatum
Lineage: Eukaryota; Viridiplantae; Streptophyta; Magnoliopsida; Asparagales; Orchidaceae
Exons: 19
Coding region: 65-2305 (746 amino acids)
Cellular component (GO): nucleus
Source: RefSeq, a predicted model, not a curated record
AAUCCCGUAAAUCCGCCGAACCAAAGUACUUGGUAAAUCCGGGAUUUACCACGAAAAGGGAAUCAUGGGAAAAGCAAAGCCAAGUGUCUCUAAGAAGCUUAAGCGGGGUUUGGACUUCAAAAAAAUAAAACGCAAAGUUGGAAGGAGAUUGCCUCCUCCUAAGAACUCUACGGAUACAAGCAUCAAAUCCAAAGCAAUUAUUCUUCCGGAGCAGAGCGUGGCUACUGAGAAAGCAGGUUUGGCAGUUAACAAUAAGGGUUUGACUUUGAGAGAGCUCCUUCAGCAGACAUCGCAUCAUAAUGCUAAGAUACGGAGGGCUGCAUUAGCAGGUAUUAGAGAUUUGGUGUCAAAACACCCAUCAGAGUUUAAACUUCACAAGCUUGCCUUGAUAGAAAAGCUACGGGAGCGCAUUUGUGACAAUGACAAGGUGGUUCGGGAAACAUUAUAUCAAAUCUUAAAGACUGUUAUCUUUCCUUCCCUGAAAGAGGAUGUACCCGGGCCCAUAAUAUCUUUAUUAAUGGCUUAUGUAUUCAAUGCAAUGACACAUAUUGCAGUUGAUAUCCGCCUAAUGGCUUUUAAAUUUUUUGAACUCAUUGUUCUUAAUUAUCCCUCUUCCUUUACCAUAUAUACUGAUCAGGUUCUUGACAACUAUACUGAUAUUCUCAGAAAUUAUCAAAUCUAUCUACAAGAUAAGAGCAACCUCAGGAAUGCUCUCGGCGGACUAGUUCAUUGCCUUUCCUUAUUGGUCAGCAAGAGUGGGGAAGAUGAUCUUAAUGAACCGAACAUCAACGAUAAAAGGUGUUUAUACAGUUACACAAGUGAAGCAAACUGCGAUGAUGCUGUAAUUUCUUCGGCUUUCAAGAGGUUUCAAGAUCUUGUGCCAGCAUUAGUCAGCUGUUUCCAAGAAUCCAGUUCACUGAUCCGGUCAAUGUCUGCAAUUGAUACACAAUCUUUUGAUUGUUUAUUAUGUACACUGCGGUGUAUAAAUCUGGCAGUCGCCCUCUUUGUUGAUAAGAUGAAUAAGUUUGAUGCAAGGCCUGUACAGUUAACAUCACUGCCUGAGGGAGGUCCUGAUGGCAUGCUUAUACUUCUGAAGAAAUUAUGGGAAACAUUUCCAAUUGGUCAAAUGCACCAUUCUACUGCAAAGGAUGAUGAGAGAUGCUUCGUUUUGAAUAUUAAAAUUAUUGAGACAUUUUUGCACCUGUUUCCGUGGAUCAACAACAGCUCAUUUCCAGUUGAGAAAUUUCUGGGGUUCAUCAAGAGUUCUCUUCUUGGAGAGGUUGUUAGCAGUUCUUCCUCUAAUAAGGCAUUAUUGGAAAAGCAUUUAUGCUCAAUUUUGCCGUUUAUUCCAGGGCUGAUUUCACGAGCUACGUGCGGUUGGAGCACUUCUCUUUUAAAGGCCUUUACUGUUGCAUUUAAAGAUUGCAGAAUAGAUUCUCAGUUUUCUCUGUUGUAUUUAGGUGCAAUAAAAGAAAUGAUGCUUCCUACAACAAGUCGCAGUAUGCUGUUGACCAAUCAUCCAGAAAUGUUAGGCUUUCAGAUUGAUUGGCUUCAUGAGCUUCCCAGGAUCCUUUGUUGUGUUGGUGAUAAACAUGCAAAUAUUUCAAAAGCAAUUUUGAAGUUGCUUUUAUCUAUUGGGCAAUCUUGUAUACUGAACUCUCCUCUUGCUUUGGAGUAUGAUCACUUGCAGUUGCUUUUGACAGGCUUUUACAGCAGAAGUAUUGAUGAUGACAUAAUCCUUGGACCUUUUAUAAAACUACCCGUUGAUUGCCAAGAACUUGCCAUCUGGUGCCUCUAUUAUUUUUCAAGCAUAAGCUUUGAUUUGCUGGAGUCAUUGGCUUUGUGCUGCUUAAAUCCUGCUCUGGAUGUGCUUAUUGUAGUUCGUAUUGUAGAGGUUCUUUAUUCAGCAUACAGAGCUGGCCAUGUUUAUAUAUCUCAUAUGAUCGGGUUCUUGUUCACUCUAAUAGCUCGCUAUAAAGUUCAUCCCGAUUGGUUUGGCACCGAGUUGAAAGAUGGAAAUUUCUCAAGUAGGGAAGCUUUUAAGUUCCUUACUGGUUAUGUCUCGUCAUGCCUUUCUCUGAUGGGAGACAAUUCUUUGGUUUUGAAGCUGCUGUACAAGAACCUUUUUAAUGAAAUUUUGCAAAAACCAUCUCUGGACAAUACACAUGGUAUGCUGCAAAUGAUCAUCACACUUGAUAUAAGACCCUCCAUACUUUCAGGCGAUAGUGUUGUUACUUUAAGCAAAUGGCUUGCUGGAUACAUCACUGAUGCUGCUUCUUCUUAUGUGCAUGAUAAAGAAGCGUGAGUGAAAGAACAAGAUUCCACUUGAGCAGACUAUAGCCUAAUAAAAAAGAGUGUUGAUUACACUUGGGGCAUUGAUGUUGAGAGGUCUCUUCUGCUUUCCUCAUGUUUUGCAACCCUACAAUUGAAUUCAUAGUGUUGUUUCAUAUUUCAUUUAGGUCCUCUUACUUAAUACCGGCCUUCUAAAUAGUGGCUACCAUUAACAUCUAUUAAAAGUAGCCGUUAAGUAGGCUCACGAUGAUCUUACACGGACCAUUAGUUGGAUGGUGGAUAUUUCUACGUCUAAAAAUGCUCUUACGGUUUAUAAAAUAGCAGUUUUUCCUCUUUGUUCCUUGAAAAGCCAUGAAAUAUUUCAUAUAGGUCUGUAAUUUCCUUUUCCCUCUUUAUUCAUUUAAAUAACAGUUUCCCGGCUUUAUAAUUAUAAAAUCCAUGAAGGAAUUGAAUUGCAAAAAAAAUCUUAUGUAAUUUG